Molecule: messenger RNA, 5474 nt
Organism: Cuculus canorus (common cuckoo)
Lineage: Eukaryota; Metazoa; Chordata; Aves; Cuculiformes; Cuculidae
Gene: STK17A
Product: serine/threonine kinase 17a
Exons: 7
Coding region: 22-1224 (400 amino acids)
Biological process (GO): intracellular signal transduction; positive regulation of apoptotic process; protein phosphorylation
Cellular component (GO): nucleus
Molecular function (GO): ATP binding; protein serine/threonine kinase activity
Source: RefSeq, a predicted model, not a curated record
CUCGGGGAGCAGCCCCUGCGCAUGAGCCCCGAGGAGAAGCCGUCCGCCCGGCGGGGAACGCCCGCCCGCCUUCGUCCCGGCGGCGAGGGGGCUUCCUGGCCGAGAUCCGCACGCCCAUCCGCACCGAGCCCUUCCAGCAGCGGUACAGCCUCAGCCCCGGGCCGGGAGCUCGGCAGAGGAAAGUUUGCAGUGGUGAAGAAGUGUAUCCAGAAAGACACUGAAAAAGAGUUUGCAGCAAAGUUCAUGAGAAAAAGAAGAAAGGGCCAAGAUUGUCGGAUGGAAAUAAUCCACGAAAUUGCAGUCCUUGAGUUGGCACAAUGCAACCUUUGGGUUAUUAACUUGCAUGAAGUUUAUGAAACUGCAACAGAGAUGAUUUUAGUUCUGGAAUAUGCUGCUGGAGGUGAAAUCUUUGACCAGUGUGUGGCUGAAAGAGAGGAAGCCUUCAAAGAAAAAGAUGUUAAACGACUUAUGAAACAGAUAUUAGAAGGGGUUUCCUUCUUGCACAGAAACAAUGUGGUUCAUCUUGACUUAAAGCCCCAAAAUAUUCUGCUAACCAGUAAGUCCCCUUUGGGAGACAUUAAGAUAGUAGAUUUUGGGCUUUCUAGAAUAAUGAAGAGCAGCGAGGAACUAAGAGAAAUCAUGGGAACUCCAGAAUAUGUAGCUCCUGAAAUUCUGAGUUAUGACCCGAUCAGUACAGCAACCGAUAUGUGGAGCAUUGGAGUGCUGGCAUAUGUUAUGCUAACAGGGAUAUCACCAUUCUUGGGGGAUGAUAAACAAGAAACAUUUUUAAAUAUAUCUCAAAUGAACGUUAGUUACUCUGGAGAAGACUUUGACCUCAUAUCAGAGUCUGCUGUGGAUUUCAUCAAAACUUUGCUGGUUAAAAAGCCUGAGGACCGUGCAACUGCUGAAGAAUGUCUUCAACAUCCGUGGUUAGAACAAAGCGAUGAUCCUCCUUGUAGAGCCUUGUAUAAGAGUCCAGGAGAGGAGAUCGGUGACAUCACCCAGAAAGACGCGGAUUCUGCCUCUGAAAAAUCAGUCGAUGCUGAGAAGACUGAAGAGGAAGAAUCAAUAGUGACAGAAGAACUAAUUGUAGUGGCUUCAUAUACGCUGGGACAAUGUAGGCAGUCAGAAAAAGAAAAAGUAACUGAGCAGAAAGCCAUUUCCAAACGAUUUAAAUUUGAGGAACCAUUGCUGCAAGAAAUACCAGGAGAAUUCAUUUACUGAACUGUGUGGAGCUUCAUAGCUGUAACUGGAAGGCAGUGUUCUCUAAACAAAAAUAUCCUAGCCAAGUGAAUUUCUGAUACGCAAUAAAUGUUCUAGAUAAAAGGAAAUGUUAAUAAGUGGCAUCCAAGACAAAUGUGCCAAAUUUUCUAAUUUCAUGGAACAGAUAAACAAGAGUUCAAGUGACUGACAGGGAUUUAACAAAGAUGAAAGCUUAUUUUUGUUUGUCAUUUUUAUUUCUGUUUUUUUUUUUUUCUUUGUUACUUGAUAGCAGAGUUUAUAUUAAUUGUUCCAUUGUUCUGGAGAAGUAAGAACACUUCUAUUGGAAGUGUUUCAGUGGCAGACGUCAAGAGGAGUAUUUUAUGUUUUGGCAUUUAAUGCAAAUAUUUAAUGCUGGGUUUUUCUCAAACACCUUUUAGCACUCCUGACUUCAGUGGAACUAUCUACCGAUCUAAAAAUUGUAUGAGAAGAGAAAGUGAUCCACUGGUUUGACAUACAGAUUUCAAAGCUGUGCUAUGUAUAUAUUUCUUUAAGCUUACAUCAAGUCAAGGACCCAGACUCACCUACUGGAUAGCCAAAGUGAGCUGCGUUUCUCUAGCAACUGAUGCACAUGUCCUGCCGGUGGAGAAAUCUGUAUCAGCAAAGUGUCCCUCAUCAGUGGUGAUACUUCUUUAUUUGGGAGCACAGUAAAAUCCUGCUCCAGAGGGUAAUGAGUUUUCUUAAGUCAGUCAUUCCUGAGAGCAGCAGAGAUCACUCCCCUCCUCUGGGUGAGGUGUGCUCACAGCUCCGCAUGACUGCUCAGUGUUGAUGAGUGGGGAAAAAAAAAUGACAGAAGGUCUGAUGUAGCUCAAUUUGUUUUCUCCACUGACUUCAUCAUGGUAGAUCAGACAUUUUGUCCAACUAAUGAUAAAUCAGCCCUCAAUUCCAUCCCCCCUCCAGAACGCAGCUGGGGUUUUACUGGGAGCAUGAUGUCAUUGCUGCCUUCUUUCUGUUCCUCUAACUGCUGCUUUAGGGAAGAAAGAAGCAUCCUUAGGCUAAAUUGUGUAAUCUUGUUCAAUAUAGCUAUGGGAUGAGGAAGGAGGUACUGCUUCCUCUGAAACAAUGAAGCACAACUCGUACCUCGUGCUUCCCAAUCACUCUUCUUUAGACACAUGGAUAAACAGCAUGUGUAUGAUGGGGCAGAGUGGGAUUAGGGAGCUGUAUGGAUGGGUCAUAGUUCUCAAUGGACACGGUCCCUGAGAGGACAAAGCUGGGACCAACUGGGCAUCAAAAUUGACUGGUUUUUUUGCAGUGUACAGGUCUGAGGAUCUUGGACUGAGUCCUAGUUUUCUAAGAAAUCUUUCAUAUUGAUGCUGUUCCAAAGUUUAAUUUUUAUGUAAUUGAAGUUUAGUGCUAUUACAUUGCAUACUGUUAACUAUUCAACUAUUUAUUUGGUUUCCUUAUGCUGUUCCAUUGUAAUAAACCCUGACAAAAGUUUUCUUGCUAUAAAACAAUGAAUAGAGACUCUUAAGGUAGUUUUUCCUUUUUCCUGUGUUGCUACAGACUUUUCUAGUUUCAAAUGUACCAAAAAUGUUCUUACUCCUGAGUGAACAGUUUAGUGCCCUGGUAAUAUUGCAGUUCCUCCUCCAUACAAAGGGUAAAUGGCUUAUAAGACAAGCAGCACUGGGGUGAUCUGAUUAGCAUUUCUGUAAGGGUGGGAGAAAAAGCUCUUAAGAGGGCAGCUGAAAAGCAGUAGUGUGAUACUGAGUGGAGAAAUGAGCAUUUUUGCCUAGGGCUUCAUUGCCAGUGGUGUAGUUGCCUUUACUUGAAGUGACAUCAGAAAAAUUGCACCUAAAUUUAACUGUUCUAUCUGGCUUCUUCCGCUAUGGAACUACAUAUGGAAUAUUGAUGUACACAGAGUGACUUCUCCUUGAAGACCUUCAUAUAAGCAGACAUCCAAUAUUACUUGAACAAUCGAUUCUGGAUGUGUUUUAUAUUGUAAUGCAGAGAUGCCUUUCAUGCUCUGGAGAAAUGAGUCUUUUGUUGUUUUUUCCCUCCUGUAGACAGUAACUACAGACUCCUGCUGAGGAGCUACCAUGUAGGAUUUUCUUGGGUAGUUCUGGCUGGCCAUUAGUAGAAAUUAAAAAUGUUGGAGCCUACAGAGUAGUUGUGUUAAGUAAGCGUUUUUGAAGGUGGACAGUAGCUGCAUUACUGCAUGCUUGCUGACCCUAACAGCAACGUUGACCUGUUUCAGAGGGUUUAAGCAUGAUGGUACUCUUCAUGGGCAUCUUCGUUUUGCUGUUCACUCAUUUGUCAAGACAAUUUGUUUGAGGAACAGACGUGAACUUACGAAAUUCAUUUCUGCAAGGUUAAAAUUUUCCCAGCUCCCGUUGCUGCCGUUUUCACCUUUUUUCUGCAUCUAUACUGCCUUGUUUAUGCGAAGCACUGAGGUUGAAGGACAUUCACAUCCCACCUUUACAAAACAAAUUUAUGUUGCCAUAUCUGCAUACCUAAAUUUUUAAUAGCUCAUGGUUGCUCAAAGGGAACUAUAAUAUGUCUCAGUUCCUAUUUCUAAUCACAGAUCACAGCUCAGAUGGGGACUGAUACUAAAGAAACAGAGUAAAUGCUGAGCAGCAUAUAUUUUGUCCUAUAUUUACUGGUUUUAUUGUAUGAGAAUGAAGCCUAACGUGUAUAAAUGAACUAUGUACCUACUACAAGGCCAGUUUCUCUUGAAUUGGCUGCUUUGAGACUCCACGUGGGCUGCAUUUCUGUUUAACUUUUAACUUUUCGUGCCUUACGGUGGUUUUGUACAAUGCUUAACAUAAUUAAGAACUUGUAUAAAGUUGUAAAAGUUCAACAUUAUGUUAUUAGAAAGGCAUCUUAGAGUGGCCCUAUAAGAGGAAAAAUUCCCUGUAACGUUUAACUGUGGACUAUCAGCCAGUCCCACACACUUGAAGCUAUUUCUGUUUGACUACAAAUGUGGGUAAAGCUGUAAAUGAGGUAUUCUUGCCCUACACUGCAGGAAGGCGCUAUUGAGGUUUGUGGUUUUGAGAGGCUUAGUUCCUAGGAAAGUAACACAUCGGAGCUGGGAAUAAAUCAGUGGCUGGUGAAGAAGAGCUGUUUUCUUGCAGCUCCAUGAAUACAGAAGACUGCAUGUACAUACACAGUUCAUCUGAAAAAAAAAAAAUGCUUAAGCCUUAAAGUGUUUGUGGAGAAAGGAGUGGUUGCGGAGAAGGUAUUGAUUCCUUGGAUCUUGUGGAUAAUACUAUCUCAGUGCCCGUUCUCCAGACUGGGCACCUGCUGGCUGCCUUUGUAACGCUGGGAGCGUGGCUGCUGUUUGUCUGAAUGCAGGAAGCUGAAGGGAAUGGAAGUGCAGGUGUUGGAGAAUUGUUGUUUCUAUGGUUCUGAUGCAGGAGGCAUGACCUGUAUCCGUAGGCGCGGGGUAGGUUCAGGCCUUGAGAGCUGCGAGGUAGGAAAUGCAAAUACAAAUUCACUGUCCGUUCUCCCCUGGCGUGCUGGCAGGGGAAAGGGAGGAAGAUAAGCCUUUCACCAAGUCAUUCCAUGGCUUAGGAGGUCCUGAAUAUUUCAGGUGCUGCUGCUGGAAGACAGUUCAACAGUUCAAAGAAAUAGUGCCAGUUCAUUGUACUUCUGAUAAGGUGUUUACUGUUUCAGGAACUUUACAAUAAAGGAAAUUUUGUUUUCUGAACAGCUGAUGGGUCUUUUGUGCUUUAUGUAUUGGGAAACACUUUAAAACUUUUUUUUUAAACAAACAAACAAACAAAGAAACAAAUCUUUCUUCAAGACAGCAUGACUGGUUUGAUACAGAAUUCCAAAAGUUACACUAGUUUGUCUGGCAAAGACAGGUGUGCAAUGACUGGAAACACUAAUAAAGCUAAAGCACGGUGCUCUGUCACAAACUACUGCACCUUAACUUCUUUAGGGGCUGGUGACUGUAUGCCUUUCACACUUGGCUUUGAAUCCUAGCUAGAAAUAUAUUGCUGGAACUGGGUUGUAGUAUGUUAGAUGGAGUCGUCUGUGCAAAUCUGCUUGCUUUUCUCCAAGGACUUCUGCAAAGUUACUUUUCUUAACCCUGUAGCAGGAUUACUGAUACUGUAGUCUUCUGAUUUACACAUUUGUUCAAUUUGUGCAGUGAAUACAAAAUGCAAUCGUCUUUUCCACUCAAAAGCAAUAUGCUCGCACUGCAGAGAUCUCCACAAUCAAGCAUUUACAGAAUUUGAAUUAAUCUGUCAUUGGGAUUAAUAAAUAUAGUCACA